Messenger RNA from Fusarium odoratissimum NRRL 54006, 1943 nucleotides. RefSeq lists its product as uncharacterized. The coding region runs from base 653 to 1510 and encodes 285 amino acids. Lineage: Eukaryota; Fungi; Ascomycota; Sordariomycetes; Hypocreales; Nectriaceae. The record is from RefSeq and is a predicted model, not a curated record. The transcript is spliced from 2 exons.
GACUGACACCGUCCAGGUUUGCGACUCGUGAUGGCUGAUUGACACACUUACUUUCAACACCUUUUUAUACUGAUACCCACGACCAGCGCCAUAGGUACUAGCUCCUCUCGCCUUGGUGACGAAGCUUCUUCUCUGUCUCGUUGCCUGAUCGAUUUCAGCGUUCAUCAAUUACAGAUUCCAGUGGACACCGCCCAUCAGUGAGUGAUUCAGUGAGCUUAACAACCUGGCGAAUCGUCACGCGUCAAGCAAUCACUCCUGAACUCACAGCUAACUUCGACAGUCGACGUCGCAAUUAUCUUUUCUCGUCUCAUAAUCGAAUCUUUUCCAGCAACAUACAUACCAAUCGUAGAGACCAUAUCAUUAGCUGUGAUUCAUACCUGCCUAGGUAGCUAGCCAACCAUGCCCGGUAAGUCAUUCGCCCAUGACAGAAUCGCUCACUGCCAACGAUCGCUCCUGGUGGGUUCUGUUGGUUUGCUCCAACCCUCAAACUCACGGCUCAAGUUAAGGCUGAGGCACAUCCCUUACGCCAUCUACCACACGAUCCUCAUUUGCCCUGCGCUUCACAACCACACUCUUCUCCUUGUCGCGCAGUUCCUGUAUUGUUUUCACGGCUCUCUCAUCAUCACCCUCGCCUCCACAUCAAACGCGCAGCAUGCCCAUAACACUCAAGCGCAAGGCAUCAGAAGCUGACCUGCCUCCUCGCACUCCAGCGAUUCCUUCUACACUCCCUCCUUCCGUGGAGGAGGCCUAUCGUCGAAAAUGUGUUCAACUCAAGAACCGCACCAAUGAAGUUGAAGACGCCAAUGAUGCCGCCCGACUUCGUCUUGCUCGUAUCAAGCGCCAGGUUGAAAAGUUGCGAAUAGAGCGCGCGUUUCUACUCGAACAGCUCGCAAAGCGCACGAGCGCAAACGUCGAGGACUCAGACGGCAGCCCAAGCCCACCCCCUACGGACUACCAAUUCACCAUACCAAGUGAGUUAGCUAACCACCAGAAGCCCAAAGAUAAGCCUCUGCGUACGAAGAGAGGCCACCGAAAGUCGAUGAUGCCUGAUUCCGACUCGAAGGCACCAGUCGCUGCAUCUUUUACCAACACCGCCGGCUCCCCAACCUCCGAAACCUUCUCACACCCCCCAGAAAGCCAACCGAAGCCGGCUCAUGCCAACGGUAUCUCUGCGAGCGAUUCUAAGAAGCCCACCAGUGCAUUCGAGCUGUUUUGCUUAGAAACACGGCCUGGUCUCGAGAGCAAGGAAAAGGACAAUGAAAUCCCUGUGAACAUUGAGGAUGAGCUUACUCGUAUCUGGAAGGGUCUCUCUGAUGGUGAGAAAGAUGAAUACGAGGCAAAAUUCGAACUUGCAAUGGCCAAGAGCGAUGAAUCGAAGAAAAGCCCCGCAUCUGACAAGAAGGAUGAUAAGCCUGCUGAGUCAAAGCAACUCGUUCAGGACGAGGACAUAGAGAUGGGUGAUGACACUGAGGAUCAAGAUACGCAGGCUGGCGAGAAAGUAGAGGAAUGAGGACAUCCAUUCAAUGUCUCUAGGGGCGUUUUGGCGGGUAUACAAUUUCGCAUGUCAUGACAUCAACCCAUGUACUAGUAAUUAGAUGCUUUUCACAACAAAGAACCAAGUUCCGAGAAAGGAUUCACAUAGAUUAAGAAACGCAGUUUCUCCGCGCGCAUCGUUCUUAGACCUAACCGCGAAGUCAUCUAUCUAAUAUCUGCAAAUUUUACACGUACUCCUGGUCGCCUCGUUUGUGGGUUGUUAUACCAAACUAUAACACAUACUCUGACAAUAUCAAACUCCGCUAGCUAAAUUUGUUAUUUCUUCUUCUCCUUCCUUCCCCAAUGAAAGAAUGGGUGAGAUACCAUGGUUGAACAAAAGCUUAUUCGCCGACAUAUAAGUCUACUACAAUAUUGACAGCUGCCACUAGAAUUUCUGCCGCAAUAAGAAC